Messenger RNA from Papaver somniferum (opium poppy), 1291 nucleotides. RefSeq lists its product as uncharacterized. Lineage: Eukaryota; Viridiplantae; Streptophyta; Magnoliopsida; Ranunculales; Papaveraceae. The record is from RefSeq and is a predicted model, not a curated record. The transcript has 2 exons. The coding region runs from base 266 to 874 and encodes 202 amino acids.
AAGUUUGCGGGAGAGGCUGGAGAAGCUGGAGUGGAAAGUUUUUCAUACCCGUGGAUUCAAGAGAACAUUUCAAAGUAGACUCAAACAAUGGAUUUGUUCCUGGAAUGCUCAAACACCUUUUGUUUGGGUUCAUGUGCAUGCUUAUUAUAAUAAGCAUAAAUUGUACGGAGGAUAUGGAGUUAUUUUACGGGAUUCCGAUGCAAAGCCAAUCACUGCUUCAGCCAACUUCUCAGUGGUUGGAAAAUCUUUUUACACUCAACUGCUGAUGGGUGUAAUGGCUGGUGUUACACUUGUUAAGAAUCUCAGGCUUCCUAAACUUCGUGUGGUGUGCAAUUCAAUUAAAAUUCCACAUGUCAUUGAUAAAAUUUGGGACUGCAAGGAUAUUGCUUGCCGUGAAAACAAAGAAUAUACAUAUAAUUGCAAAUGGUGUUGGAGGUCUUACUUUGUGUUUCAGGGUGCUGAUAGGGAUUUGGUGCCUCAUGCACGGGAUAUUAAAGCUCAGAUACGUGAAGGCCUAGAGCUACUAGAAUUGACAGGAUAUCUUGGGUAUUUGAAUAAAGCGGCGUAUUAUCUAGCAAAAAUGGGAAAAAAGAAUAGAGCUAAAGUUGAGAACCAGGAAGAAAGGAUUGCCUCUAGUGAUGAGGGAACUGGUGAGAUUAAACCAUGUGAUUUUCCGCAAGAGCUAAAACAGAUUCUUUGGAGAGAUGCCGAAGGUGUGUUUCGUACCAUGCACUACAGACGUGAGCCCUUGGUAACGCAGGUUGCUGCAGAGAAGCAGAAGGAAUGGGCAUCCUCCAGCCAGAGGACUGAAGCAAAAGGAAUCUGCAGAGAAGCAGAAGGAAUGGGAAUCCUCCAGCCUGAGAAUUAUUCUUAAGCAAAAGGAAUGGCCAGAGAAUUAUUCUGCGCAGGCGGCUUACGAAUGAGACUGGAAUGACUGAAGAUGGACUCUCAUCAAAUCAUUAUAAACUUCCUGGUAAAGCAGGCGGAGCAAAAUCUUGAAGUCUUUGAAGUCUCUACUUUAAUACUACUAGAAUUUCUAAUUAUCUAGCUUUAAAUCUUGCUUCUAUUAGCUGUUACCUGAAUGUCCCAAAACCCUGGCUUGGAAAUCAAUUGCAAAGCCUUAUGGCAGAGAUAUCCGGACUUUUAUUAUUUUAUUAUUCUGAGAACCUUCCGAGGAAAACAACAAACUAUUCAGGCCUGGGUCUAUGGGUUUCACAACCCAACCUCCUGUUGCUCCUUCCGGGGGUUGCAUUUCCCUGUUUUAUCUAUAAAUAAAUGUAUUUAUCAUUUA